CAUUCAAGACUACCUUCCCGAUUUUGACCAAAAAAAAAAUCUGGACACAAAUGAAAAGGGAUGCUAACAACCGUCGCUUGCCUAACUGAUUGUAUUAUCGGGGCGUUUGUAAUGCUUACAUUGCUUUGUAAUUUGUUGUUGUAGCUAGCUUGGCAAUUCUGUGUCGACCACAGUGCGCCGAAGCCUGGAGUUUUUAUGUAUUUCUUUCUUUCUUUCUUUCUUUCUUUCUUUCUUUCUUUCUUUCUUUCUUUCUUUAUUGCCUGUGUGUGAUGCAACAAAAAAAAGAGAGAGAGGGAAAGGUUUUAAAAUGAAUAUAUUGGUCAUGACAGCAGCUUACAAUACACUCACUCAUUGUAGGAAAUCAACGUGUUUUGCUCUGCAGGAUCAGCUGGACUCAUUUUGCUGGCUAAACAAAUCAAUUUAUGAAACGACAAACAUGGAUAUAAAGAGAUGAAGAGAUGGCUGUUGUUGCUGCUGCUGGGAGCCAGUAUGUGGCAGUGCCUGCUAGUGUCCACCAGAGGGCAGACCAGCACCAAAUCCCAUGUAUUCUAUGCAGUGGAAAUGGAGGGAGACAGCCGUGCAGCAAGAGCCUUGGCCAAACAGCACGGACUGCAGUUCAUUUCAAAGAUAGGAAACAUGGAAGGCCAUUACACAUUUAAGGACACCGUGGCUACAAGAAGCAGACAGAUGGUAGAAAAUAGACUUUCUAUGGUGCCAGAGGUUAAGUGGGUGAAACACCAGAGAGCCCAUUACAGAGACAAGCGAGCAACAAUCUCAAGGCCAGAUGACAGGACUCGUCAUGAGCUGGUUCAGAGGCAGGAUGUGAUCCCCAGAGAGAUCUACAAUGUCAUUAACUCUGAAGAAGGACUCAAGGACCCAUUGCUGUUUAAUGAUCCAUACUGGCCCAUGCAGUGGGAGCUGUACAAUCAAGGACAAUUUGGAAGCCCUAAAAGAUUUGACCUCAACAUCAUGCCUGUCUGGAAGAGAAAUAUCACAGGGAAAGGAGUUGUGGUCACCAUAAUCGAUGAUGGGGUGGAUCAUACCAACACAGACCUGGAGACAAAUUUUGAAUACUAUGCCAGCUUUGAUCUGCGUGGUUCGCACGGCUUGUCCCAUGAUCCUAUGCCACCAAAUAAUCAAAGGAAUGGACAUGGAACCAGGUGUGCUGGUGAAAUUGCAAUGGAAGCAAACAAUUCGUUUUGUGGUGUGGGUAUUGCCUUCCACUCCAAAAUUGGUGGAAUCCGCUUGUUGGACGGCGCUGUGACUGAUUCAAUGGAAGCUACAUCUCUCACUUACAACAAUCACUUCAUUGAUAUUUACACCUGCUGCUGGGGACCUAAGGACAAUGGAAAGAAGAUGGCUGGCCCUGGAAAACUCACUGCCAAAGCACUACGAAUGGGCUCAGAGAAGGGUCGGAAGGGAAAAGGCAGCAUCUUUGUCUGGGCUUCUGGCAAUGGAGGGAUGAUGAAUGAUCACUGUGGAGCAGAUGGUUAUGUCAAUAGUAUCUAUACUAUUGCUAUUGGAGCCAUUACCCAUUAUGGUCUCCCGGCCUUCUUUGGGGAGCCCUGCCCAGCAGUCAUGGCUGUCACGCUCACUGGAGCUAUCUAUGGAGGUGGAGAAGGUCUUCCCUUAGUGACUACUACUAAUGUAGAUGAGGGCUGUGUUACACACUUCACAGGGACAUCCAGUGCGGCGCCCAUGGCCUCCGGGAUUCUUGCCCUAGUUUUGGAAGCAAACCCAGAACUAACCUGGAGAGAUGUACAGCACCUCAUCGCCAAAACAGCCAAGAUCCCCAAUCCAAUGGAGCCAGGCUGGUGGAUCAAUGGAGGUGGCUAUCACAUCCAUGACAGAUAUGGAUUUGGCCUACUAGAUGCUGGUCUGCUGGUACAGCAGGCUGUUGGGUGGAAAACUGUAAGACCGCAAAGAAUCUGUUCAGAGGAAGUGAUUCUUAACCCUGUAAGAAUCCUUUCUCCCGGUGGAAGUGUGGAGGUAUACAUCCAUACAGAAGCAUGUAGGGGGGGGGAAAAUGCAAUCAAUGUUUUGGAACACGUUCAGCCUGUUGUUAGCAUUACCAGCGUCUGCAGAGGUGACCUCAGCAUUGACCUGCUCUCUCCCUUUGGAACAAAGUCACGGCUUCUCGAGACUCGCCACAAUGACUAUUCUGGGGCCGGCCUGAAGAACUGGACCUUGAUGUCAGUCCAUUCCUGGGGGGAAGACCCUCGAGGCACAUGGAGCAUGAAGGUGACAGACAAUGCAAACACGGUCUUCAAAUGCUUUCGAAGUGACUUUGAACAGGCUGCCGGGACAGUUCUUAGGGUUAAAAUGAUAUUUUAUGGAACCUUCGAUCCCAAAAAGAAAUCCCACGAUAAUCAGCACAGGAGCCUGGUUUCCAUGGGCGAAAGGUAUGCAAUUAAUGUGGACAGCAAAGAGCUGAAAAGUGACGUGUCACAGAAAGCGAUCAUUCAGGAAGAAUUUGAAAUUGAGAAUUCCAAUAAGAUUAAUGCUAAUGAUAUACCAUCUCUGCACAAGAAAAGGAAUGUAAAGACUCAAAAUUAUUCUAAAUGGGUCAAAUCUUUUAGACCCAAGGAAAUGGAUGACACAGAUGGCUCUAACUUUGCACCCCACCUGAAACUGUUGUGGAACACUCUGAGGGAUAACAUCGUCACCAACUGGGCUCAGUAUAAAUUAAAGACGAGAGAACACUCUCCUCAGUUAAAACAAAUCAACAGUGCGUUGGAAAGGUUUGUGAAGAAAGAGCUCCAGCUGCCUGCUGGGCCGGAUGGCCCCCCGCUCUCCUUCAACAUCAGGGAGAACCUGGGGGACGUGGUGCGGACCGAGCCAGCCAGUCGAGAGGAGCUCAUCAGGGCUCUCAGCACAGACCUCCGGAAGAUGCACAUGGUCAGAGAAAUGAGCAAAGCUUACAAGAAGCUGCUGGAGAACGGGAAGGAGUAGUGAGAUGACAGUGGCUCAAGGAACACUUAAAAGGGAUGUCCAUUGUUGUUCCUCGUGGUUUAGUGAUUAAAAUAAACAAUAAAUCAAGAAUCGUACCACAAUGCAUUUUUUUGUCUUUAACUUUCUGUGGUUGAAAUGAAAUUUGAUCAGAGGCCAUUGCUUGGUGCAGCUAAGCUUCCAUAAUUUACAAGGUGUUAUGAAGUU
Messenger RNA from Acipenser ruthenus (sterlet), 3156 nucleotides. RefSeq names its product PC3-like endoprotease variant B. Gene Ontology annotation, molecular function: serine-type endopeptidase activity. Bases 451 to 2952 code for a protein of 833 amino acids. NCBI's taxonomy places the organism in Eukaryota, Metazoa, Chordata, Actinopteri, Acipenseriformes, Acipenseridae. The record is from RefSeq and is a predicted model, not a curated record. The transcript has 21 exons. Gene Ontology annotation, cellular component: trans-Golgi network; Golgi membrane. Gene Ontology annotation, biological process: peptide hormone processing.